Messenger RNA from Gastrolobium bilobum, 1444 nucleotides. Its product is annotated as fasciclin-like arabinogalactan protein 21. The transcript has a single exon. NCBI's taxonomy places the organism in Eukaryota, Viridiplantae, Streptophyta, Magnoliopsida, Fabales, Fabaceae. The record is from RefSeq and is a predicted model, not a curated record. Bases 89 to 1444 code for a protein of 451 amino acids.
UAUAUAUUAUAAAUAUCUUUGCACCUCCUUACUUGCUUCAUUUUCCGUUGGCAUUCACUCACUUCUUCUCUCUCUCUCUCUCUCAGCCAUGGACAACUCCUCUUCAUUCUCGUUGCGAUUCGCACUGCUGUUCGCCGUCUCCGUUGCCGCCAUGCUCGGCGGCCCCAAGGUUACCGCCACUGAAGGACUCGAAGCUCCCUUCACUCCUUCAACGCCCUUAACUCCACCUUCAACGCCCUUAACUCCACCUCCAACUCCAACUCCACAAGAUCUCCAAGAACACUCGUUCUUCUCUCACACCGCACUCCUCCCUCCGAUCUUGUCUCAUCUCGGUUUCCACGAGCUGGCGACGGCGGCUCCGUCGCUCUCCGAUACUGCAUCCACCACUUCCUCUGCCUGGACCGGUCCUUCCACUAUCUUUGCUCCCUCCGACUCCUCCCUCCGUACCUGCUUCUCUUGCUCCGUCCCCAACCUCCUCCGCGAGCACAUUGUUCCAGGUCUCUUCACCAUCGAUUAUCUGCGGAGACUUGCUUUUGGCACCAAGAUCGAGACCUUGAGUCCUGGCCGUUGCAUCACCAUCACCUCCGAUUCGGUCCAUCCGAACACCACCGCCGCAGCUGCGAAGGUCUUCAUCGGAGGCGUGGAGAUCACGCAACCUGAUCUCUUCAACAACGGCAUGGUUGUGGUUCAUGGCCUUCAAGGUUUCGUCACUCCGCUAUCUCCGUUUUCUUGUGACGUGGAGAGGAUGACCUCGCUCUCCUUCCCGUACCAUCCAGAUCAACGUUCCAGUCACCAUCUCCACACUCCCGCCGCUUCGGUGCAGCCAGCUAUAAUGCGCCUAAUGCUCAGAGAUGCCAUGCUCAGGCUCCGUAACAACGGCUUCAGCAUCCUAGCCCUUGCCUUGAAGGUGAAGUACCCUGAGCUCGUGACUCUCAACAACAUGACCGUGUUCGCCGUCGACGACCUUUCUAUCUUCUCCGGUUCUCAUUCGUAUAUCAGCAAUGUCAGGUUCCAUAUUGUGCCGAACCAUUACUUGUCGAUUGCGGAUCUGGAGAAGCUUCCGGUGGGGACUGCUCUGCCGACAUUGGAACGAGGCCAACCGCUGCUCAUCACAACCUCCGGUGGAGGAGUGACCUUGGCGCCGAUGAGGAUUAACUAUGUGAGGGUUAAGGUGUCGGACGUCAUUCGCAACGUCAAGAUCAUGGUGCACAGUGUGUACUUGCCAUUUCCGCAUAUUAAUCCUGUGGCCGCUGCUUAUGACAGUAUCUUAGGGGGUGAAGGAGCAUCGGAAGGAGAGGCUAAUAUACCACCAGAUUCGGUAGCUCAGAGUCAGAGGACAGAAGGGACCUGUUCUGCUCUUGAUGGACGUGGAAAUUGUGGUGGUGUCCCUCCGAUGCCUAAUGUCAAGCCAAUGGUGGAUAUCGAAGACCACCAUGGCCUGUGA